AUGGGCGCUACAAACCCUGCCCUUUCUGCCCUCUCGGGCCCGACAUAUGUCACUGCCCAGACCCUGAUUCAGCAGGUUGCAUACUUGCUCAGUGACAAGAUCUUCUCGUACUCCCCCGAGACCUUCGACCUUGAUGCUGCCCUCCAGCAAUGGUCUGCGGCACAAGAGAAAAAUACCAGUGGAGAGUCUCCUGUGGUUAAGACCAUGGAGACCCGUCAGGGCGCUGGAAACAUGGCUCUCGGUUACCUCUUCUCCCAGGACUUUGACCUGAAGAAACGCCAUGUUCCCCAGGGAAUUGUGGCUUCUUCUGCCACUCUGCCCUACAUGCGCGCUGCUCUUGAGCAGCUCUCUCUGCUGUACUCUGUGGCGAGUCCGGUGGCGGCCCAUGUCGCUGCUGCCGACUAUGCCGGAGAGGAGGGACUCGUGUCUGACUACGCUUCCGCUCUUUCUCUGGCUGAGGACCUCGGUCUUGGUCUCGUAUCCAGUGCCUCUGCUCACGAGUCUCAACACAUGGCUCUGUUCACCACUCUGCUGGCUUCUGUCCUGCCCUCCAUCCACAUCUAUGAUGGUGUUCGCGUUGGACGCGAGACCACUCGCGUCAUUGAUGUCCUUGACAAAGAGGGCUUGGCCCGCGCUUAUGAGACCGUUCGCAAGACACUUGAUGAUUCUCGCAACCGUCACCUUGAUUCCGAGGGCAAGGUUUUGGAUCUGCUCAAGAGCCUGAACGGCGAACUUGGCACCGACUACGGUGCCUUUGAGUACCACGGACACUCGGAACCUAGCUCCGUCUUGGUCGUCUUUGGUACCGUGGAGGCUACUCUCGCGGCCCAGGUUGCUCGCUCCCUGGCCAAGAGUGGUGUUAAGAUUGGUGUCGUCAACGUCCGCGUUUACCGUCCCUUCAUCGAGGAGGAGUUCCUGCGUGUCCUGCCCCAGUCUGUGAAGACUGUUGGCGUCCUCGGACAGGUUGCCAAUGAGCAAGCUGUCCAAGAGGAGAGCGUUCACUCCGCUCUCUAUGACGACGUGCUGGCCGCUUUGACCUUUGCCACUGGCCGUGAGCACAAUCCCGGUUGUGUUGAGCUCAAGUACCCCCGCUCUCAAAUCUGGAACCAGAUCACCACUGCUGCUGCAUUCCAGCGCAUCUUCGACCAGCCGAUUCUCUCUAUCGACACUGUGACUGAUGAGGCCGCUCCUCUGCAGUUGCUGGACUCCACCGUCCAGGAAUACACCUUCUGGGAUGUCGACAGCUCAGUCACUGAGUCUGCCACUCAAACCUUGAGCCAGGCCCUUGCUGCUGAUUCUGCAAGCAAUGUCACCACCAGCAAAAUCCACGAUAACCUUGUGCAAGGUGGUGCUAUUCGCGUUGAUAUCCGCAAGAGCGCCAAGAUCGUUGACGCUCCCUACUCCGUCACCGCCGCUGACGUUUCCUACGUUGGAAACGUUGCACUGCUUAACGAUGUCGAUGUUCUUGCAUCUGUCAAAGACAAUGCUAAGAUCAUUGUGAGCGCUCCUGGUGUCAAGGAUGAGGAUCUCGAAAAGAAGCUGCCCGCUGCCUUCAAGCAGGCCAUUGCUCAGCGCGGUGUCUCGCUCUUUGUGGUCGAUUCGUCAGCCAUUGAAGGUGCCUCUCUCGAUGCCCUCAUCCUCCAGGCUGCCUUCUUCCGCGUUGCCCUUCCCUCCCAGGAAGCCGUUGCCACGAAGAAGCUGGCUUCUAUUUUGGGUAAUGCUGAGGCCUUGGACAACGUCAGCAAGGAUCUUGACAAGGUCCUUCGCCAGAUUGAGAUCCCCGAGGCUUGGAAGGAGCCUGAAGGUGUCAGCGAGGCACCCCAGCUCCCCAAGGACAUUUCCGCCAACAGCUUCGUUUCCUUCGACAAGGAGGAGACCGAGCAGCCAAGCGUACUUCGGGACUGGCAAACCGCUGCCCAGGGUUUGGCAUUCAAGGAGGCCUUCGGCACCAGAAAUGCUCUCCGCCCCGACUUGGCUACGAAGACUUUCACCGUUCACGUUAAGGAGAACCGUCGUCUUACUCCCGUCACCUACGACCGUAACAUCUUCCACAUUGAGUUCGAUCUUGGUAACACUGGUCUCACUUACGACAUUGGUGAGGCUCUUGGUGUCCACGCCGAGAAUGACCCCAAGGAUGUUUCGGACUUCAUCGCCUUUUACGGACUGAACCCCGACUCCAUCGUCGAGGUUCCCAGCCGCGAGGACCCCAACGUCUUUGAGAACCGUACUGUUUACCAGGCCCUGGUUCAAAACGUCGAUAUCUUCGGUCGCCCUCCUAAGCGCUUCUACGAGGCCCUCGCCGAGUUCGCCUCCGACGAGAAGGAGAAGACCGAUCUGAAGACCCUCGGUGGCCCCGAUGGUGCUGCCGAAUUCAAGCGCCGCGCCGAAGUCGACACUGUCACCUUCGCCGACAUCCUCCUCGACUACCCAUCCGCCCACCCCGACUUCCACGAGAUUGUCCGCAUCGUCGGUCCCCUGAAGCGUCGCGAGUACUCUAUCGCAUCGUGCCAGAAGGUCACCCCCAAUACCGUCGCCCUGAUGAUCGUCGCCGUCAACUGGGUCGCCCCCAACGGCAAGGAUCGUUUCGGUCUUGCAACCCGCUACCUGAGCAGACUGCAGGUCGGCUCCCCGAUCACCGUCAGUGUCAAGUCCAGUGUGAUGAAGCUGCCGCCCAAGUCUACCCAGCCCCUUAUCAUGGCUGGCUUGGGUACUGGUCUCGCUCCUUUCCGCGCUUUCGUGCAGCACCGUGCUCUCGAGAAGGCCCAGGGCAAGGAGAUUGGUGCCGUUCUCCUGUACAUGGGCUCCCGUCACCAGCGUGAGGAGUACUGCUACGGUGAGGAGUGGGAGGCUUACCAGGAGGCUGGUGUCAUCACCCUUCUUGGCGCUGCCUUCUCCCGUGAUCAGCCUCAGAAGAUCUACAUCCAGGAUCGUAUGCGCGAGAGCUUGGCUGAAAUCCGGAAGGCUUACAUCCAGGAGGAAGGUGCUUUCUACCUCUGCGGUCCCACUUGGCCCGUGCCCGAUGUUACUGCCGUCCUUGAGGAGGCUAUUGGUGCUGAGGCCAAGGCUAGCGGCAAGAAGGUUGAUACUCGCAAGGAGAUUGAGAAAUUGAAGGAUGAGGAGCGCUAUGUUCUGGAGGUGUACUAG
Messenger RNA from Penicillium odoratum, 3144 nucleotides. Its product is annotated as sulfite reductase subunit alpha. The coding region runs from base 1 to 3144 and encodes 1047 amino acids. Gene Ontology annotation, cellular component: cytosol. Lineage: Eukaryota; Fungi; Ascomycota; Eurotiomycetes; Eurotiales; Aspergillaceae. The transcript has a single exon. Gene Ontology annotation, molecular function: flavin adenine dinucleotide binding; FMN binding; oxidoreductase activity, acting on the aldehyde or oxo group of donors. The record is from RefSeq and is a predicted model, not a curated record.